GAGAUCGCGCCACGCUGCUCUCCGGCCUGCCGCGCGCGUCGGGGAUCCAUCGUCUUGGCACGCGCUUCCGCUCGUCCGCGCCGGGGUCGUCUCGCCAUGGCCACAGCCAUCACGUUCUCCGGCGCCCACCUCCCAGCCUCCGCUCCUCGCGCGCCGCGUCCCCGGCGCGUGCUCGUGUCGGGAUCCCGCGCUCGUUUCCCGCGCCUCUGCCGCCGAUCGAUGGACGUCUCUGCCGCGGCAGCAGCAGGGGCUGCUUCUACCCCUUCUGCGCCCGACGCUGGCGAUAGCCCCGUGUGGGAUGCCCUCGAUGGUGUCUCCGUCUUCUCCGCAGGAACCGGCGACGCCGUCCCGCUCAGGGACCUCUGGGACCCAGCAUCGGGGGUUGCCGUGGUCGCGCUGCUGAGGCAUUUCGGAUGCUUCUGCUGCUGGGAGCUGGCCUCUGAUCUGAAGAAAUCAAUGGCAAAAUUCGAUUCCGCGGGAGCUAAGUUGAUCGCCAUCGGCGUCGGCACUUCUGAUAAAGCUCGCAUACUCGCUGACGGGCUGCCGUUUCCUUUGGACAACCUGUACGCUGACCCCGAGCGCAAGGCUUACAACGUCUUGGGACUGUACCACGGUUUGGGUCGGACACUCUUCAGUCCAGCUAGUGCUAAAAUAUACUCGAGGCUGGACUCCAUCAAGGAGGCAACCAAGAACUACACGCUGCAAGGCACGCCGGCUGACCUGACGGGCGUCAUGCAGCAGGGCGGGAUGUUCGUGUUUAGAGGGAAAGAACUGCUGUACGCGUGGAGAGAUGAAGGGACAGGCGAUCAUGCACCUCUCGAUGACGUCCUCGGCGUCUGCUGCAAAGCUCCGGUUUAUUAAUUGACGGUUUGUCUGUAGGAGACGUAGUGUAUCGUAAUGCUGAUCAUCGUGCCAUCAGCUGUGUAAUACAUCUACAGGAAGGGAGAGACGACACGACACGUGUGCAUCAUGAUUAGUCAAUGACGCAGUAUAUAUGUUGCUGCC
Brachypodium distachyon (stiff brome) is the source of this 1005-nucleotide messenger RNA. RefSeq names its product prostamide/prostaglandin F synthase. Lineage: Eukaryota; Viridiplantae; Streptophyta; Magnoliopsida; Poales; Poaceae. The record is from RefSeq and is a predicted model, not a curated record. Gene Ontology annotation, molecular function: antioxidant activity. The coding region runs from base 97 to 861 and encodes 254 amino acids. The transcript has 7 exons.